Molecule: messenger RNA, 1788 nt
Organism: Pelobates fuscus (common spadefoot toad)
Lineage: Eukaryota; Metazoa; Chordata; Amphibia; Anura; Pelobatidae
Gene: SCPEP1
Product: serine carboxypeptidase 1
Exons: 13
Coding region: 76-1413 (445 amino acids)
Biological process (GO): proteolysis
Molecular function (GO): serine-type carboxypeptidase activity
Source: RefSeq, a predicted model, not a curated record
UUGGCUGAUCCAUUAGUCACAUGACCGGCAGGUCCACUCGCUGAGUCUUGUGACUGACUGCUCGGUGGGUGAGAGAUGGCGGUCCCGGUGAUCCUGUGUGUCAUGUUCCUGCUGGCAGCUGCUCGAGGCAUGGCAAUUAAGGGCAGAGUGCCACAGCAAGAUUGGGGUUACGUUAAUGUGAGAAGUGAUGCACACAUGUUCUGGUGGUUAUAUUAUGCAAACCACGCUACAAAAAACUAUACUGACGUUCCGUUGGUUAUGUGGCUUCAGGGUGGACCGGGAGCUUCUGGGUGUGGAUAUGGAAACUUUGAAGAGAUCGGCCCUUAUGACACGUACUUGCAUGAAAGGAACACGACCUGGGUAAAGGAAGCUAGUGUUCUCUUUGUGGAUAACCCAGUGGGAACUGGAUUCAGCUACACUACUAAUGACGAUGCCUUUGCAAAGGAUGUGUCCACUGUUGCUGCUGAUAUGAUUGUUCUUCUAAAAGACUUCUUUAACUCCAAGACGGAGUUCCAGAAAAUACCAUUCUAUAUAUUUUCCGAGUCCUAUGGAGGGAAGAUGGCAGCUGUGAUUUCUUUAGCACUUACCAAGGAAAUAAAGUCCGGAAGAAUUAAAUGUAACUUUGGAGGAGUUGCUCUCGGUGAUUCCUGGAUAUCUCCUGUUGAUUCUGUUUUAAGCUGGGGCCCUUAUCUUUACAGUGCUUCUCUGCUUGAUGAUCAAGGUCUAAGCAAGGUUGAGGCGUGUGCGAAGGAAGUGCAGAACGCUGUCAAGAAUAAUCAGUUUGACCGCGCCACAGAAUUGUGGAGUAAAACAGAGGACGUAGUUGAACAGUAUACAGAUAAUGUGAAUUUUUACAACAUUUUAAUCAAAGAAUCUACAAUGGACUACAGAAAACAUUUUAUGGAAAACUCAAAAUUUGGCAACAAUUUUCUCGGGAAGCUUUUUCAACGUCACCUGCUACCUCGGCAAAACGACUACCUGUCUGAACUGAUGAAUGGACCAAUAAGGAAAGUGCUGAAAAUCAUUCCUGAUGAUGUCAUGUGGGGAGGUCAAGCCCAAGAUGUAUUUGCCAUGAUGGCUGGUGACUUCAUGAAGCCUGUCAUUGACAUUGUUGAUGAACUCUUGAGUGAGAACAUUAAUGUUACUGUGUAUAAUGGACAGCUGGACCUGAUUGUGGACACAGUGGGGCAGGAGAACUGGGUAAAACAAUUAAAGUGGCAGAAAAUGGUUGAGUUCAGAAACCGUGUGUGGAGCCCACUUCACAUGUGUCAUCAGUGCACCGAGACUGUGGCUUUUCAUAAAUCGUACGAAAACUUCAGCUUUUUCUGGAUUCUGAAGGCCGGGCACAUGAUUCCUUCGGAUCAGGGUAAAGUGGCCUUGAAAAUGCUCAGGAUGAUCAUCAACAAGAAAUAGCAGGAGUGAAUCUUGUCCAUUAAUGGUUGGCUGCCUGGGAGUGAUAGUGCUGGGCGAGCAGUGGAGCAGAGCUCUCUGUUUUCAUAGAUCAUUCAAUUUUCAAUGAUUCUUGCUUUUGUGCCUUAUUAUGAAUUACACUGAUAAGGAAGCCACUAAAAUGAUCAAUCGUUACUCAGUAUUGCACUUAAAUUUUAUUGUUGAGCUUAAACUGAAUGUGUUUCUAUUGCUGGUCAAUGUUUCAUAACAUGUCACUAUUCACAAGCAAUCAUCGGGUAUUUGCAGAGUGAGCCAAUGCUUCCAUCGGAUAUAUUGUUAAAAACCGGUUAUGGAGAAUUUCAAAUGAGGAAACUUUUUUUGUACUAAUAAAGGUAAAUA